This is a messenger RNA of Alnus glutinosa, 668 nucleotides long. RefSeq lists its product as uncharacterized. The record is from RefSeq and is a predicted model, not a curated record. NCBI's taxonomy places the organism in Eukaryota, Viridiplantae, Streptophyta, Magnoliopsida, Fagales, Betulaceae. Bases 142 to 375 code for a protein of 77 amino acids. The transcript has 3 exons.
CUCUUUCCUGGAUCCCACUUAGGUUGGCUGGGGUCGGGUUCAUAUAUAAGGCGUUCCCCUGCGAAAUUACCUGGUUGUUCUGUUUCCUUUAAUACCCUAGCUACUGGCUACUGUUCUGAAGAAGAAGAAGAAGAGGCAGCAAUGGGGGGAGGCAACGGUCAGAAGUCCAAGACGGCCCGUGAGAGGAACAUGGAGAAGCAAAAAGCUGCCAAAGGAAGUCAGCUUGAAUCGAACAAGAAGGCCAUGACGAUCCAGUGCAAGGUUUGCAUGCAGACGUUCAUUUGCACCACAUCAGAGGUGAAGUGUAGGGAACACGCAGAAGCAAAGCACCCCAAAUCUGAUGUUUCUGCGUGUUUCCCUCAUCUUAAGAAAUGAAAUACUUGUAGACAUGGGUGCAAAGCUUCAUCUCUUAUAGCUUAUUGUUGUUUGAAGAUUAUGCAAAAGAAAUCACUGCAGACUUGUGGGAGUUCAAAUCAAGAAGAAAAGGAGAAGCCACAAAACUAAAUCCCCAAAACAUGAAGCUUUGCAUCCAUUUUCCUUGUAAUGUUGUCGGUGCUUUUGCCAUAAUGUCCUAUUUUAACCUUUACAUUACUUUUUUUUUUUUGGAACCUUUACAUUACUUGUAUUUGUGGUCGUUGAAUUGAAACACGUAUAUUGGUUCUGUUUUA